AUGUCUCUGUCAUCAUCGUCGUCGCUUUUAGGACACGAGGCAAGAAGACUCCUCCGCGGACUCCUCCGUGCUCGACUCGCGCUCUUUCACGGCGACGAGAAAGCCUUACAGGCGUCCGCGAUUGAAAUUCGUUCGCACUUUGACCAACACAAAGAUAUCGCAAACGAGGAGGAAAUUAGAAAACGAAUCAAAGAAGGGAAGGAGGCGGAAAUGUUCUUAACGACGAACGUUUUGCAAGGGAAAAUGAACGAGAGAGGGAAUUUUGAGACGAAGCUGAAAAGCGCGGACCCGGAUAAGGAGACGUGGGAAGUUCCGAAAGAAGCAAAGUGA
Messenger RNA from Bathycoccus prasinos, 330 nucleotides. RefSeq lists its product with no specific name. Gene Ontology annotation, biological process: mitochondrial respiratory chain complex III assembly. NCBI's taxonomy places the organism in Eukaryota, Viridiplantae, Chlorophyta, Mamiellophyceae, Mamiellales, Bathycoccaceae. The transcript has a single exon. The record is from RefSeq and is a predicted model, not a curated record. The coding region runs from base 1 to 330 and encodes 109 amino acids.